Miniopterus natalensis is the source of this 1820-nucleotide messenger RNA. NCBI's taxonomy places the organism in Eukaryota, Metazoa, Chordata, Mammalia, Chiroptera, Miniopteridae. The record is from RefSeq and is a predicted model, not a curated record.
GUUUCUCCUUUCUCCAGGAAGAAAAAAUGGUGUCUGUUGCAGUGGAUCCACAACCGAGCGUGGUGACUAGGGUGGCCAACCUACCCUUACUGAGCUCCACAUAUGACCUGGUGUCCUCGGCUUACGUCAGCACAAAGGAUCAGUAUCCUUACCUGAAGUCGGUGUGUGAGAUGGCAGAGAAGGGCGUGAAGACCAUCACAUCGGUGGCUGUGAUGAGCGCCCAGCCCAUCAUCCAGAAGCUAGAGCCGCAAAUUGCUGUUGCCAAUACCUAUGCCUGUAUGGGGCUAGACAGGAUUGAGGAGAAACUGCCUAUUCUGAACCAGCCAACAGACCAGGUUGUUGCCAGUGCCAGAGGUGCGGUGAAUGGCGCGAAAGAUGCUGUGACGACGACCGUGACCGGGGCCAAGGAUUCUGUGGCCAACACGAUCACGGGGAUGAUGGACAAGACCAAGGGAGCCGUGACUGGCAGUGUGGAGAAGACCAAGUCUGUGGUCAAUGGCAGCAUUAAUACAGUCAUGGGGAGCCGGAUGAUGCAGCUCGUGAGCAGUGGCAUGGAAAACGCGCUCACCACGUCAGAGCUGCUGGUAGACCAGUACCUCCCUCUCACUGAGGAAGAGCUAGAAAAAGAAGCAAAAAAAGUAGAAGGAUUUGAUACCGUUCAGAAGCCAAGUUAUUAUAUUAGGCUGGGGUCCCUGUCUACUAAGCUCCGCUCACGGGCCUACCAGCAGGCUCUCAGCACGGUGAAAGAAGCUAAGCAAAAAAGCCAAGACACCGUUUCUCAGCUCCAUUCCACUGUUAACCUGAUUGAGUUUGCCAGGGAGAAUGUGCAUAGUGCCAACCAGAGAAUUCAGGAUGCUCAGGAUAAGUUCUAUCUCUCCUGGGUGGAAUGGAAGAAAAACAUCGGCUACGAUGACACUGAUGAAUCCCACUGUGCUGAGCACAUUGAGUCACGUACUCUUGCUAUUGCCCGCAACCUGACUCAGCAGCUGAAGACCACAUGUUCCACCCUCCUGUCAAACGUCCAAGGGUUACCACAGAACAUCCAAGAUCAGGCCAGUCACUUGGGGGUGAUGGCUGGAGACAUCUACUCAGUGUUCCGCAAUGCUGCCUCCUUUAAAGAAGUGUCCGACGGCUUCCUCACUUCUAGCAAGGGGCAGCUGCAGAAAAUGAAGGAGUCUUUAGAUGAUGUGAUGGAUUAUCUUGUAAACAACACACCCCUCAACUGGCUGGUAGGUCCCUUUUAUCCUCAGGUGAUUGAGUCUCAGAAUACUCAGGUCCAAGUUGCAGAGAAGACUACAACCAGCCAGGAGGCCCAGCAACCUGAGCACAAAGCACAUUAAUCCUGUCCCUGUCACCAGUGGGUGGUGUAGCCAGCCAGAUGACGCCUUCUGCUAUGUUAAAAUGAACCUGCUAGACAGCUCCGAAUUGGGGAAACAGCUAGCUAGAAAAAAGGGCCCCUUCAUGAUAGUCGUUUCCAACUGGUUAAUGUCUUUGAAGUUCCUGGCAUUAGCAGGUGGGUCAUUUUGUUAACCUGGCUGGUAAGAAAAGAAUGAUAGACUGGUCAGAGCCUCGUCAGAGGUCACAAAAGGUCACAUUGCAUUUAUGGUCUCCCCCUGUCGCCACUGUUGGCUGGCUGUCUGUACUGAAUAAAAACACCGUCAGGUGGGCUGUCGUGUGAACUGGUGUCCGCUCCGAUUUGGUCUGAGCAGGCCUCAUAAUUGUUUUGUCUCGCAAUGCAUGCUUGUAUAACCUUAGUCUUUUUAUUUUUCAUAAAGGAAUGUCUCCUGUGAGUUCAAUAAAAUUCACUGCAGAAUAGAUCA